Daphnia carinata is the source of this 1528-nucleotide messenger RNA. RefSeq names its product PHAF1 protein CG7083-like. Gene Ontology annotation, biological process: Golgi to plasma membrane protein transport. Gene Ontology annotation, cellular component: trans-Golgi network. The record is from RefSeq and is a predicted model, not a curated record. Lineage: Eukaryota; Metazoa; Arthropoda; Branchiopoda; Diplostraca; Daphniidae. Bases 110 to 1378 code for a protein of 422 amino acids. The transcript is spliced from 10 exons.
AAAUAAGAAACAGCUGUUUUUGUUUUCAUUUCCAAAGUUGUGCAACUGUGGACUGCUGCUCUGAUCGGAAAUUACGUUACGAUAUACUAUAACAAACACAAAUUUGAAGAUGCUGGAUUUAGAAGUAAUUCCUGAAAGGUCGUUGGGUUGUGAACAUUGGGAGUUUAUUUUAGGAAUGCAGUUUUCCCAAGCAGUUUGCAUAUGCAUGUCUCAGGUAGCAAUCAUGAAGAGAGUUCAAGUAAUCUAUAAUGAAAAUGACCCCUUAGCUUCUGACCUUAUCUUGAGUCUAACUCUGGAUGGAAUACGACUUCUCUUUGAUUCAGUUUCACAGCGUUUGAAAGUGAUUGAGAUCUUUGCCAUGAACCUCAUUAAGCUUAAAUAUUGUGGAUUGGUGUUCAAUUCAUCUGAUGUAAUCCCAACAAUUGAUCAGAUUGAUCAUUCAUUUGGAGCCACACAUCCUGGAAUAUAUGAUCCAGAGAAACGAAUAUUUACUCUCAACUUUCGUGGAUUAUCUUUUACUUUUCCAGUAGAGCAAGCUAGUGAACCUCGAUGUGUUCGGGGUCUUGGUUCACUACAGUUUACCAAUGGUGCAUCUCCAGUUGCAUCAAAAAUGUUCAUAUUCAGUGGCAACAGUUUAAUUGACAGCAAGCCUCCUCCUCUACCAAUAUCUUGCUUCUUUUCUCAUCCUUAUCUUCAAGGUUUAGAAGUAAUUCGCCAUAAUGGGUGCACCUCGGGGAUCAAGCUUUCUCUUAUUUGCGAAGGACCGUCACAGGUAUUGGAACCUAGACGCCAUGCCUGCGUUCAAGAAUUAUGCUUUGGCGCUUCCGCGGAGGAUGUUCUUACUUUACUAGGAGCCCCUUCACGUGUGUUUUAUAAGGAUGAAGAUAAAAUGCGAAUCCAUAGUCCUCAGGCGCAUCGUCGAGCUCCAGCUUCUUUUUCGGAUUAUUUUUACAACUACUUUACACUCGGACUAGAUGCUUUGUUCGAUGGGAAAUAUCAUAAACUGAAAAAGUUUGUUCUACACACCAACUACCCAGGACACUACAAUUUCAAUAUGUACCAUCGAUGUGAAUUCAAGCUCCAACUGCCAACGAAACCCAUCUCAACAGACAAUUCAAAAUUAAUUGAUUUAUCGCCUACCUUUAUCACUGUAUCUGCUUAUUCACGCUGGGAUGAAGUCUGUGAGAAAGUGCAGCCGAGUUCCCGCCCAAUUGUUCUUCAUCGAUCUUCAUCUACGAACACAACAAACCCAUUUGGUUCGACGUUCUGUUACGGAGUUGAGGAUAUCAUUUUUGAGGUGAUGCCGAACAACUUGAUAGCAUCCGUAACUCUCUAUGCAUCCGAUGACAAUUUGCCACUGCAAGGACAGGAAUCGUAAGGAAAGCGUACUAAUAUUUUGAAUUUUGUUGAGUACCUUGAAAGAGCGUGAAUUCACUACGAAAUGCGUUGACAUCGUGAAUUUAUUUUGAAUGUGUUCGUACACUUUGUGACUUAUAAAUGUUGAAAAGCAAUAGAGCAUUGCACACAA